This is a messenger RNA of Panicum hallii, 1886 nucleotides long. Its product is annotated as metal tolerance protein 5. Gene Ontology annotation, molecular function: manganese:proton antiporter activity. The transcript has 6 exons. The coding region runs from base 272 to 1513 and encodes 413 amino acids. Gene Ontology annotation, biological process: transmembrane transport; monoatomic cation transport. Gene Ontology annotation, cellular component: membrane. Lineage: Eukaryota; Viridiplantae; Streptophyta; Magnoliopsida; Poales; Poaceae. The record is from RefSeq and is a predicted model, not a curated record.
GCCAGCGCGGCGUGAUCGAGGGACCCAACUUCGUCGCCCGCCCCGCCUUCGCCUUCGCCUGCCUCUUUACCGCAGAUUCACAGGACGGGGCACGCGGGUGCGGGGCUCGGCUAGUGCUUUUGGUUGGCCGUCUUGCUUGGCAACUACCAACCAACUGGUCAGGCAGUCCAGUUGCGGCACCUCGUGCGCCGCCGUGCCAACUGACAAGGGAGAGUGCGACGUGCGGCUCGAAGCGCGGCGCGCCAAGCUCGCCGGCUCCUAGGGUUCGGGAAUGGCUGCGGCGGCGGCGGGGGCGGGGGCGGACGGAGGAGAGGGGGAGGAGCUCCUCCUGCUCUCGGCCGUGGAGGCUGGCAACGGCGGCGGCGGCUCGCCCGCCGCGGCGGGGGAGUCGUGGCGGCUCAACUUCGAGGGGUUCCGCCCGCCGGAGGCGCACCAGCAGGACAGGCCGCCGGCCGGCGCGCUCCAUCACUGCCUCGGCGUCCUAGCUCAAGGUCCUGAGGAUGUUGUUGCUGAGUACUACCAACAACAAGUAGAGAUGCUGGAGGGUUUCAAUGAGAUGGAUACGCUUACAGACCGUGGUUUCCUUCCUGGAAUGUCCAAGGAAGAGCGUGAAAAGGUUGCUAGGAGUGAGACAUUAGCAAUACGGCUGUCUAACAUUGCAAACAUGGUCCUUUUUGCUGCAAAAGUGUAUGCUUCAGUACGCAGUGGCUCACUUGCUAUUAUUGCUUCAACAUUGGAUUCUCUUCUAGACUUACUGUCAGGGUUUAUCUUGUGGUUUACUGCCUUUUCAAUGCAAACUCCAAACCCCUACAGAUACCCAAUUGGUAAAAAGCGCAUGCAGCCACUGGGAAUACUUGUUUUUGCUUCUGUUAUGGCAACUCUUGGCCUCCAGAUCAUUCUAGAAUCAAUGCGCUCACUGGUGUCUGAUCAAGAUGAAUUCAGCUUAACAAGCGAGCAGGAAAAGUGGGUUGUGGACAUCAUGCUCUCGGUGACAUUAGUGAAACUUGCCCUGGUGAUAUAUUGCCGCUCAUUCACCAACGAAAUUGUCAAGGCAUAUGCACAGGAUCACUUUUUUGAUGUCAUCACCAAUGUAAUCGGUCUGGUUGCUGCACUACUUGCGAAUUAUAUUGAAGGCUGGAUUGAUCCAGUUGGUGCAAUAAUUCUUGCAAUCUACACAAUCAGAACAUGGUCGAUGACGGUGCUGGAGAACGUGCACUCCCUGGUGGGGCAGUCGGCCUCACCGGAGUACCUCCAGAAGCUGACGUACCUGUGCUGGAACCACCACAAGGCCGUGCGGCAUAUCGACACGGUGCGCGCCUACACGUUCGGCUCCCACUACUUCGUGGAGGUGGACAUCGUGCUGCCGUCGGACAUGCCGCUGCGGGAGGCGCAUGACAUCGGCGAGGCCCUGCAGGAGAAGCUGGAGCGGCUGCCGGAGAUCGAGCGCGCCUUCGUGCACCUCGACUACGAGUUCACCCACCGGCCCGAGCACGCGCUGUCCCACGAGAAGUAGCCUGCUGCAAGUGUCGAUCAGGCGCAGGAGGUGGAAGGACUCAUGGGGCUCGUUGCUGAAACCAUUUACGAGUAGCCGCAGGGAGGAAGUUUCAGGGACCUGGUGCUCGUCUCGUCAGCCGUCGUUGGAAACCAUUGGGGUACAUGCGAUGGGAACUGUGCAUUCUGGAGUGCCUGCAGCGGCGAUGCCCUGGUAGAUUGCAGUAUCAUUCUUGGUGCAAGAAUCUAACGCCAGUGAUCAGUGAUGAGGACCUGUUUUGUACCGGUCUUCAGCUCUUUUGCUGUGUUAUCUGGUUGCCUGAGCUGUGUAUUUCUUGGAAGACCAUGCAUACAGCAUCACAUUAAUCAAUGCCUAGGGUCAUCCAAUCAGUGUU